AUGACUUCCUCAAAUGAUCCCAUGGAAAUUGAGCCGAAAGAAAAGAAGUUAGGAAAUAUCCGACUACACGAUGACGAAACCAAGCAAAUCAUCCUUAUACCAAAACCCACGAGCGAUCCCAAUGACCCCCUCAACUGGUCCAAAGCCUAUCGCAUUUACAUUGCUUGUCUCGUGUCCUGCGCUAUCUUCUUUUCCAACUUCUUGGCAGCAGGGCCCUCGGUGGCAAUGGUAGCUAUCACUACCGACUACUUUGGGCCACCGACGGAUCCAAGGUUCACUCAGUGGACUGCCAAGGCUGCCUAUCUAUUCACAGCAACUGCUUUACUCCAGGGCAUGGGAAACCUGUUUUGGGUACCCAUGAUGGUGAAGUUUGGCCGCAGACCAGUUUAUGUCAUCUCCUUCACACUAUAUACUGCUGCCUCUGCAUGGGCUGGUGCGGAGGCCUCCUUCGAUCGUGCCCUGGCCGCUAGGAUUCUGAUGGGGUUUGCUUCUGGUGCAGCUGAGUGCCUGGCUCCUUUGACGAUCGCCGACAUUUUCUUCCUCCAUGAGCGAGGGACAGUCAUGGCAUUUUAUACGGCUGCGCUAUCCGCCGGUGUCGGUACCGGAAUCGUUGUAUCCGGCCUCAUCACCAUUAAUCUUCACUGGCGUCAUAUAUACUGGAUCUCUACAGCUUUGAUUGGGGCUUGCACGAUUCUAAUUAUCUUCACAUUCCCCGAGACCACAUACGAUCGUUCAGAGGGGACAGAACCAGCUUAUUGCGGGCGUGAAGUUGGACACAAAGAUGGCAACAACACUGAAUGUGUCGAAUGGGCAUCUGGGGCAACUAAUAGAACUACAACAAAGAAAGGAUAUUGGCAGAGUCUCAGAAUCUUCUCAGGAAGACACACUAAGGAAAGCUAUUUCAAGCUUGCCAUGCGUCCCGUCGUUAUGCUUGCCCUACCUCCAGUUCUCUGGGCUACUAUUGUCAUGGCUGUUACAAUUGGCUUCUUGGUUGCUAUCACAUCCAACUUCGCUAUUGCCUUUAAUCAGGUUUAUGGAUUCGAGGCCUGGCAGGCCGGUUUGUGUUUUCUUGCAUCCCCAAUCGGCGCCCUGAUUGGGGCCUAUUUUGGAGGCCAUCUGAGUGACCAGAUUGCGGAUCGCGCUACGCAUCGCAACGAGGGUAUCCGAGAACCUGAAAUGCGUCUUCCGGCUAUGACGAUUUCUGUCCUAACAGCUCCCCUCUCUCUUGUGCUCUAUGGUGUCGGCAUUGGAAACGGCAUGCAUUGGAUGGUUCCUACCUUGGGCUUGGGCCUCUUGGGCUUUUCGGUUGUUCAGGCCACGAACAUCACCCUAGUUUAUACUAUUGACGUGUAUCGCCCUAUUGCAGCCGAGAUUACCGUGACACAACACGCCUUCAAAUCGGCUUUGGGAUUUCUGCUAUCCUUCUACACUAACCCAUGGAUUGAACAAGCUGGGUAUCAAAAGUCUUUCGGUGCUAUGGCUGGCAUCUCGGGAGGAUUCAUUCUAUUUUGGGUUCCUUUCUACUUGUGGGGAAACCACAUCAGGAAAGCCACUUGGAGAUGGAACUUCGUGAAAGAACUUGCUCAUUGGCAUGAUGACCGGGAAGUUGGUGAAUAG
Molecule: messenger RNA, 1617 nt
Organism: Clonostachys rhizophaga
Lineage: Eukaryota; Fungi; Ascomycota; Sordariomycetes; Hypocreales; Bionectriaceae
Source: the annotation of a GenBank genome assembly